UCUCCUUCCCUCCGGCAGCGAAAGCUCUGGUUGCUGGCGGGCAACGGGUUUCUCCGCCUCCGAGAUCCGGAUUUUAUCCCCGCGUUUCCAGGACCUCCGGUGUACCUAUCUCUGUCUGGGGACCCAAAUCCCCUUCCACGACGUUGAAUGAGGAGUUAGCUUUAAAACUACAACUCCCAGCUUGCGCGGAGAUUUUUUAACGUCACUACCGGCAGUUGGGCCGGACCGGAAGUCGUAAGGAGGAAAGCGGCAUCCGCGUGGAGUGAGGAGUGUAAUGGACACUCCGUCUCCUCAGAACGAUAUAGAGACCCUACCGCCCCUGGGUGGUGGCUCCUUGUGUCCCCAAGCCGGAGGUCCUCCGGGCGAAGAGCCUCAGUGCUGUAAGUGUGGAGGUCCCCUGGGGGUGACUGCCUAUGCCGAACCCGGACAUCAUAUCUCUCGCCGCCGCCGGGCCCAGCGCCCCUUCGAUUUUAGCCGGCAUGGACGCCGACACGUAGCGCUACGGCUGGCCUACCUGGGCUGGGACUACCAGGGCUUCGCCAGCCAGGAGAACACCAGCAACACGGUGGAGGCUAAGCUGUUUGAGGCGCUGACCAAGACCCGGCUGGUGGAGAGCAGACAGACGGCCAACUACCAUCGUAGCGGCCGCACCGACAAGGGAGUCAGCGCCUUUGGACAGGUGAUCUCCCUAGACCUUCGCUCACAGACGCUGUCUCCGGAUGGGACGGAGCUAGUGCCAGGUGCCAGGGAGGGGGCAGAGGGGGAGCUGCCCUACACCCGGCUGCUGAAUCGAGUGCUACCGGGGGACAUACGGGCACUAGCCUGGGCACCGGUGCCCUCAGAUUUCAGUGCCCGUUUCAGCUGCCUACACCGUACCUACCACUACCUGUUCCCGUUGGCCGGACUGCGACUGGAUGCCAUGCAGGAGGCGGGUCGCCGACUGGAGGGCACCCACGACUUCCGUAACCUGUGCCGGCCAGAUGUGGCAGGAGGCGUGCUGGAGUACCAACGCACAGUAAUGCGAGUGAGAGUGCUGGGGGCCGGGCCUGGCCUUGGCUGCCUGGAGGUGCGGGCGCGUGCCUUUCUCUACCACCAAGUGCGCUGCAUGGCUGCCGUGCUGCUGCUGGUGGGCCGUGGCCUGGAGGAGCCCGAUGUCAUUGACCAGCUGCUCGAUGUCCAUAGCCACCCCCGAAAGCCUCAGUACAGUAUGGCUGUGGACUACCCCCUCAUUCUCUACGACUGUGCUUAUGAAAACGUGAAGUGGAUCUUUGAUCCAGAGGUACAUGCCUUCAAUGUGCGGCAUCUCCAGGCUCUGUGGGCAAGUCACACCAUCAAAACUCGGAUCCUGCACACCAUGCUGAGCGGACUGGGGCAGCCGCCCAUUCCCCCGGAACCAGAGCCAGAGGCCGAGGAGGAAGAGGAGAGCACUCUGACUACCUGGGCCCGGACCCAACCACCUGUCACCAACCUCUCAGAUGUGCUGCUAGAUGGAGUGAAGCCCAGGAUCUACAAGCGGCUGAUGGAGCGGCCGACUUGCGAGGAGCUCGAGUCCCGGAUCAGGCACUAUGCCAAAAAGGGCCGUAUCCAGCUGCCUGAAAGGAUGAGGGAAGCAGAGGAUUGCCAGGAGCUGGUAAAGCAGCAGGGCUCUGCUGAGUGCCAAGAGCUGAAGGGAAAACAGGACUCUGUAAAGCACCAAGACCUGAAGGAAAAGCAGCAGGACUCAGUGGAGAUUCCUGAGGUGGAAGGAUAGCAGGACAUUACGGAGACGCUGUAGCCACAGUAGCACAGGGACCAUAAACUGUAAAGUGCCUGGGGGUACAAGAAAUUAUAGAUGUGGCAGGACUCUUGAGAGUCCCCAAGAACAGGAAGGGCGGUAGGACCCUGUUGUGGCUCAUGAACUGGAGGGGCUGCAGGAUCCUUUGCAGCUGAUGGACCCAGAGGGACAGCAGGACCCAGGGGAGAAGCAGGGGCACAGGCAGAGGCAGGGGAGGUGUUGGUUAGCAGUAUCUCAGGGUCCCAGGGUGGGGAACAACACUGGAGAUGUAUGGGGAGAGUUAGUUGGAAACUCAUCCAGGGAGAGGGUCAAGGAGCAAUGGGAGGGUUGGAAAAGAGGGGCUGGGGUUGUAAAGGCAGAGCAUCUAAUACAUUAGAUGAAUUCUGAUACAUCCCUCACUCUAACUGUGAAUUCCUCUGUGUGCUCUCCGUUACCCUUUAUUUCUCGAUCUUGCAAUUACUUCUGUUCCUAUGUUCACAAUGCUCCAAUCACCAUCCUGCUUAGGGGCUGUGGGGAGCAGGGAAUUUCAGAGAUUCAACAACCUCAGAAGGAACUUCUGCAUAUCUCAGUUUUUUAAGCUACCAAUACCUUUACUUUGUCGCUCUAUUCCCUUGAUCAUGACUCUCCCACAAGUUACAGUAGGGACUUUUAAGGGACUAUUAGUAGGGUACUUCAUUGUCGCCAAACAAUUGAUACUAGAGCGUACAAUCAUCACAGCAAUAUUUGAUUCUGCACUUCAUGCUCCCUGGAUUACAAAUCGAUAAUAAAUACAGGUGCCCCCCUCUUUACAAAGGUAGAGCAUUCCUAUGAAUCCUUUCUUAAGCCGAAAUGGCGUAAAGCAAAGAACCAUUAAUUUAUAUGGGAAAAAUUUUCAUAAAAGCGAAAAUCAUCUUUGUAAUGUGAAAACAGAUUACUAAUGUAGGUCUUUUGUAAAAGCGAAGUGGCGUAAAGCAGGGGCAACCUAUAAUAAAAAUUUAAAUUAUAAAUCAUAAAUUAAAAAUAGAAAAGAAAAGUAAGGUAGUGCAAAAAAAAAACCCGAGAGACAGGUCUGGAUAUUUGGAAGGUAUGGCCCAGAUCCGGGGGGGGUCAGGAUCCGUUCAGCAGUCUUAUCACAGUUGGAAAGAAGCUGUUCCCAAAUCUGGCCGUACGAGUCUUCAAGCUCCUGAACCUUCUCCCAGAGGGAAGAGGGACAAAAAGUGUGUUGGCUGGGUAGGUCGUGUCCUUGAUUAUCCUGGCAGCACUGCUCUGACGGCGUGCAAUGUAAAGUGAGUCUAAGGACGGAAGAUUGAUUUGUGUGAUGUGCUGGGCUGUGUUCACGAUCUUCUGCAGCUUCUUCCGGUCUUGGACAGGACAACUUCCAUACCAGAAGAAUGCUUUCUACGGUGCGUCUAUAAAAAUUAUUGAGGCUUUUAGGGGACAGGCCAAAUUUCUUCAGCUUUCUCAGGAAGUAAAGGCGCUGGUGAGCCUUCUUGGCAGUGGACUCUGCUUGUUUAGACCAAGUCAGGUCAUUUCUGAUAUUCACCCCAAGGAACUUAAAGCUUUUGACCAGCUCCACCUGCGCACCACCGAUGUAGAUGGGGUCGUGCGGUCUGCUACUCCUUCUGAAGUCAACAACCAAUUCCUUCGUUUUGCUGACGUUGAGGGAUAGGUUAUUAUCUUCGCACAAUGCCACUAGGUUCUUAAUUUCCUCUCUGUACUCAAACUCAUCAUUACCCGAGAUAUGGCCUACAAUUGUGGUGUCAUCAGCAAACAUAUAUUGAGUUCGAUGGAAACUUGGCUACACAAUCAUGGGUGUACAGUGAGUACACAGCCUUGUGGGGCACCAGUGCUCUGAGUGAUUAUAGAGGAGAGCUUGUCCCCUAUUUUUACAGCCUGGGAGCUGUCUGUGAGGAAGUUGAAGAUCCAGCUGCAGAUCUGAGUGCUAAGACCCAGGUUCCGGAGCUUAGGAAUCAGUUUAUUUGGAAUGAUGGUAUUAAAGGCAGAGCUGUAGUCAAUGAAAAGGAGCCUUACAUAUGCAUCUUUCUUCUCCAGGUGUUCCAAGGAGGAAUGUAGUGCCAGAGAGAUAGCAUCUACAGUUGAUGUGCGCCAUAACCAAUCGCUCAAAGCACUUCAUAGCAAUUGAUGUCAGAGCCACAGGUCAAUAGUCAUUCAGGCAUACAUAGAUGAAAGAAAAUUCAAAGUCCAAAGUACAUUUAUUAUCAAAGUAUGUAUCCCGUAUACUACCUUGAGAUUCAUUUUCUUACAGCCGUUCAUAGAAAUAGAAAAAAUCAAAGAAAUGUAUUAGAAUCAAUGAAGAACUACACACAAAGAUCGACAAACAAUAGAUGCUCAAAAGAAUACAAACUGCAAUAAAAACAAAAUGGUUGAUUGAUUAAUGCCGAGAACAUGAGUAGUAGAGUCCUGGAAGCAGAGUUCAUAGGUUGUGGAAUCAUUUCAGUGUUAGGUGUGUGAAGGUGUCCACGCCAGUUUGGGAGCCUGAUGGCUGAAGCAUAAAAACUGUUACUGCAGCUCCUGUACCUCCUUCCUAAUGGCAAGGAGAGCAGCGAGAAGAGAGCAUGGCCUGUGUGGUGGGGUUCCCCGAUGAUGGAUACUGAUGUCUUCCAGAUGUGCUCAAUGGUAGGGAGGGCUUCUGCUGUGAUGGAGUGGGCUGUAUCCACCACUUCUGGUAUACUUUUUCGUACUUUGACAUAGGUGUUUCCACGGCAGUCAGGCCAUCAACUACAUCUAUGGAAGUUGAUCAGUUUUAGAUGACAUGCCGAAUCUGCACAAACUUCCAAGAAAAUACUGGUGGUGCCUUGCUUUCUUUGUAAUGUGCUGGUCCCAGGACAGAUCCCCUAAUGAAGUCUGGUUCCUGGACCUCGGCUUCCUCUUCCUGCUUGGUUUCAAAAAUCAGCUGUUUGGUUUUGCUGACAUUGAGUGAGAAGUUGUUGAGGUGCCGUUUAAUUGUAGUCAGCAGCCGUUCCACAUCCCCACUGCCCCGUGUGUGAGGAAAACUUGAUCCUUGAAAACUUGAACCUUUCCCUCUCGCGUUAAACCUGUGCCUUCUAGUUUGCGACUCCCCUCCCUUGGGGCAAGAACAACCGUGACCACCCACCUUGUCUACACCCUUCAGAGUUUUAUAAACCUUUGUCAGGUCACCCCUCAGCCUCCUUCACUGCAAGCAAAACAAACCCAGCCUGUCAGGCCCCUCAUACUUUAUGUGCUUUACCAGUGAUGAAACCAAAGGUAAAGCACAUUUGAUUUAGUUUGAUUCCAAAUUGUUACUUCAGCUUUCAUUAUUGACUGUCGUGUCUUGCCAGCAGCUGGUGUGAAACCAGUUUCCAAUUCUUGGAUGUAAAUAUCUCUUGUAUGUUGCCCUGGGCCCAGCACACAGAUGUAUUCAUGACAAAGGUACGGCAGUGUCUUUACUUUCCUAGAAGCUGGUGGAGGUCUUGUGUGUUUCUAGGUUUUCUCUGGCAAACUUGGAACAUAGAACAGCACAGAACAGGCCCUUUGGCCCACAAUGUGAAAAAUGAAACUGCCUGCAUGUGGCUCAUAUCUCUCUGUUCCCUGCAUAUCCAUGUGUCUAUCCAAAAGCCUCUUAAAUUACUAUCAUAUCUGCUACCCCUAGAAGCACAUUCCAGUGCCCACCACUUUCUAUAUGGAAAAAGCUGUUCUGCAAAUUUCCUUUGAAGUUAACUCUCACCUCAAGUGCAUGCCCUCUGGGUUAGGUAUUUCACCUUGGGCAACAAAAGAUACUGCUGCCUCUCCGUGCCUCAUAAUUAUACACGUCUAUCAGGUCUCCCCUCAACCUCUGCCAUUCCAGAGAAAACAACCUAAGGGUGUCCAUCCUCUCCUUAUAAACCACACAGCGUUCUCACAAAUUUUUUCUGCACCUUCUCCAAGACUGCACAUCUUUCCUGUAAAAGAGUGACCAGAAUUGAAGGUAAUGCUCCAGGCGACGGGGCCUGACUUGGGGUGUACAAUGCUUCAACAUAAACAGUAACCUUUAAGCAUGUACGGCAAUUUGAAUGCACUGGUACGUAACAAGUUGCAGAAAGUAGUGGACUCAUGCCAAUACUUUAUGGAAAUGUCCUUCCCCACCAUUCGGGCAGCUACUUCCCUUCCACCAUUCAGUGUCUCAGCAGCAGAACAUUACUGGACUUUUUUCUAUUUUUCACAUCUUUGAUUGUGUCCUUUUAUUAGCACAAUGUCUUGGUUAUGCAAUCGCACUUUUCACUUCUGUAUAACUAUUCUGUGCUUGUUGUCAAUACCUGUGGGUAUGUGGGGUCAUAAUUUCUAUGGCAUAGAAUGAAGGGAGAUAUGCAAAUUGAUGAGCGCAAUAAAUAAGAUAGAUGUGUGCAAGCUAAAGUAGAGGUCAUGGGUUUAGGGUGACAGGUGAAAUAUUUAAGUGGAGUACGGGGGGGGGCUUCAUUCAGGGUGAUGUGAUUGGAAAAGCCGCCAGUGGGAGUAAUGGAUGCAGGUUCAGUUGUUACAUUUAAGAGACAUUGGAUAGUACAUAGGUCAUUGAAAGGUCUUCUAGGCAGAAAGGGUCAGCGUGGUUACAUGGGCUGAAGGGCCUAUGGUACUCUAAUGUUUUAUGACUCUAGAACAUAGAACGUACAGCACGCAGUGGGCCAUUUGGCCUACAAUGUAAUACCGACCUUUUAACGUACACCAUGGUCUAUCUAACCCUCCCAUACAGCUGAUAACCCUUCAUGUUUCAUUCAUCUAUGCACCUAUCUAAGAGUGCCUUUAAUAUCUCUAAUAUGUCUGCCUCUACUGCCAUGCUUGACUGUAUGUACCGUGCACACUUUCCUCCACUCACUUUAAACAGACAUCCUCUGACAUUGGCCAUUUCCAUCCUGGGGGAAAAAAGCACCAGCUGUCCACUUUAUGCCUCUCAUAAUCUUGUACAGCUCUACCAGUUUGUCUCUCAUCCUCCUUUGCUCCACAGAGCAAAGUCCCAACUGGUUGAACCUUUCUACACAAAACGUCUGCAGAAGUUUGGUGACAUGCCAAAUCCCCAAAGGCUUAUCAGAAAGUAGAGGUUUUGGUGAGCCUUUAUCUUGAUUGAAUCUGUCUGCUAGGCGCAGUUUGAGAGACUAGAUAUUUCUAACUGUGUCCCCGAUGUUCAUAACUUCAAUCCACACAGAUUUCACAUCACAGUCCGUUGCCACUAUAUUACAAUUUAACUUUCUGACAUCUUCCACUGCUCCACCUCCUUCCUCUGUUGUGUUCUUUCACAGGCUUUUAAUUUGGAGUAUUGAGUUAGCGUGCAGAUAACAAAAAAAUGUUGGUAUUGAUUUAUUAUUGUCACAUGUUCCAAGAUACAGUUAAAAGCUUGUCUUGCCAACCGUUCAUGCAGAACAAAUCACUGAACAGAAUGUAGAAUAAAGUUAUCAGCUGCAGAGAAAGUGCAGUGCAAGUAAACAAUAGGGUGCAAGGUCAAAGCGAAGUAGACUACAGUAGGAUUUUACUUAUCGUACAAGAGGACCAUUCAAUAGUCUGAUAACAGAGGUAGGAGCCGUCCUUGAGCUUGGUGGUAUGUGCUUUCAGACUUUUAUAACCUGUGUGGGAGAAGAGAGACUGAUUGGGGUGGGGUGGGGGGGGAAUGUGUAAUCAAUUGUGCUGACUGCUUCAGUCAGACAGCGAGAAGAAUAGACAAUGGAGGAAGGAUGGUUUCUGUGAAGUGCAGUGCCCACAACUCUGUGGUUUCUUGCAUUCUCAGUUAUCACUUGUUACAAUUUACAUUAAUCAGUGUUCAGCUUGGAUAGGUAAAAUCAUCUAUGCAAUUUCCAUCAGCAUAGGUGCACCAUGAGGGUGUGCUCCACUCGCUUUAUACUUCACUGAGGCUAUGCACAGUUCGAAUCAGAGUCAGGUUUAAUAUCACUGGCACAUGUCAUGAAAUUUGUUCACUUUGUGGCAGCAGUGCAAGGUACUGCAUGAUAACAGAGAGAACUGAAUUACAGUAAACACAAAAAUAUAUAUCAUAGUUUUAAAUAAGUAGUGCAAAAACAAGGAAUGAAAAAAAGUGAGAUAGUGUUCAUGGGUUCAGAGUUCUUUCAGAAAUUGGAUCGCAGAGGGGAAGAACCUUCCUGAGUCGCUGAGUGUGUGCCUUCAGGUUUCUGUACCUCUUGAUGGCAGCAAUGAAAAGAGGGCAUGUCCUGAGUUAUGGGGGUUCUAAAUGGACACUGCCUUGCUAAGGCACCACUCCUUGAAAAUGUCCCCGAUAGUACAGAGGUUUGUGCCCAUCAUAGUAUCCAAUGCCAUAUUUGAGUUUGCUGACAUCACCACCAUGAUUGGCUGAACCAAAAAUGGUGACAAAUCAGCAUAUAGGAGGGAGAGAGAAAAUGUGCUGGGUGGUGCCACCAUAACAAUCUCACUGAAUGUUAGCAAGACCAAGGAGCUGAUUAUCAACUUCAAGAGGAGGAAAUUGGAGGUCCACUUUGGUAGAUCAGAGGGGAGAGGGGCAGGAACUUCAAAUUCUUCAGCGCUAUUGUUUCAGAGGAUCUGUUCUGGGCCCAGCCAGUAUGAAGAAAGCACAGCAGCUGCUGUAUGUCCUUGUGAAGAUUAGACAUGGCAUCUAAAACUUUGACAAACUUCUAUAGAUGUAUGGCCCGAUUGCAUCAUGGCUUGCUAUGGAGACAGCAACGCCCUUGAACGGAAAGUAGUGAAUAUGGCCCAGCCCAGUUCAUCACGGGUAAAACCCUUCCCACUACAUGAAGUGUUGAUGAAGGAAAGUAACAUCUAUCAUAAAGGACCCCAAACACACAGGUCAUUCUCUCCACACUGCUGCCAUCAGGAAGAAGUUGCAGGAGCCUUGGGACUUGCACCAUCAUGUUCAGGAACAGUUAUCACCCCACAACCAUAAGGCUCUUAAACCAGAGGGGAUAACUUCCCUCGCCACAUCACUGAACUGUUCCCACAAUGUAUGGACUCAACUUUCAAGGACUCUUCGUCUCAUGGUCUUAUUGAAUUAUUUCCUCAGUAUUUGUACAGUUUGUACCCUUUUGCUCAUUUGUUGGUUGUUUUUCAUUGA
Hypanus sabinus (Atlantic stingray) is the source of this 8795-nucleotide messenger RNA. It is a transcript of the gene pus3, whose product is annotated as pseudouridylate synthase 3. Gene Ontology annotation, molecular function: pseudouridine synthase activity; RNA binding. The record is from RefSeq and is a predicted model, not a curated record. Gene Ontology annotation, biological process: mRNA pseudouridine synthesis; tRNA pseudouridine synthesis. The coding region runs from base 275 to 1750 and encodes 491 amino acids. The transcript has 4 exons. Gene Ontology annotation, cellular component: nucleus; cytoplasm. Lineage: Eukaryota; Metazoa; Chordata; Chondrichthyes; Myliobatiformes; Dasyatidae.